Molecule: messenger RNA, 792 nt
Organism: Prunus persica (peach)
Lineage: Eukaryota; Viridiplantae; Streptophyta; Magnoliopsida; Rosales; Rosaceae
Product: sorcin
Exons: 10
Coding region: 58-567 (169 amino acids)
Molecular function (GO): calcium ion binding
Source: RefSeq, a predicted model, not a curated record
GAAGAGAAAAGCAUCCAGCUUUCUUUCCACAACAUCACUCUCGGUCUCAGAUAGAAAAUGGAGAACUCGGCAGUUCUGAGAGAGUGGUUCGCCCGAGUUGAUUCGGCCAAUACGGGAAGCAUCACUGCACCGCAGCUCAAGAAUGCUCUUGCUGUUGGAAACCUCGACUUCCCUAUCUCGGUUGUUCAGCAAAUGAUCAGGAUGUAUGAUUUUGACCGGAAUGGGACGAUGAGCUUUGAAGAGUUUGUGGCGCUCAACAAGUUCCUUCUCAAGGUUCAACAAGCCUUCUCAGACCGAGAGAGGGGUCGUGGCUAUAUUGUUCCUGAUGAUGUGCAUGAGGCAUUGGUAAAAAUUGGUUUCUCGCUGGACUCUCCCGCUUUCUACACAGUCUGUGAGAGCUUUGAUAAAAAGAAGAAAGGAAUGUUCCGACUAGAUGACUUCAUAUCUCUUUGUAUAUUUUUGCAGUCUGCUCGUAAUCUGUUUAAUUCAUUUGAUACAGCUAAACAAGGCAGAGUGUCUCUGGAUCUCAACCAGUUUGUCUUUUGCACUGCCAAUUGCAGAAUAUGAAAUGCGGCAAUGACCAUGGGAUGUUGGGGAAUCCAAUUCCUAUGUACAUCUAUGUUUCCUAGUGUCUGUAUGUGUGUUUUCUUUUAAAUUUAUGGUCCGCAGAAUAUAGAUUUGCUUCUCAACAUGUAUCCCAUCAAUUUCCUUAUUGAUGUAGUUUUAAUUUGCAAUAUUGUUCAUUCGGAAAAGCUUGCGGAUAAAAAAGGGAAGUUAAUAUUUAUUUUUUCA